AUGGCCAGGAGGACUUCCAGUGAUGCUUUCCUAGUGAACACCACCCAGCCACACUCGGGAGAAAAGCCCCAUGCCUGCACUGAGUGUGGGAAGAGCUUCAAGAUGAAGGUGGACCUCACCAAGCACCUCUGGACUCACACGGGUGAGAGACUGUUCCCCUGCACCAACUGCUUCAAGAGGUUUAUCACCAAAUCACAGCUCAAGGAGCACCAGAGAAUCCACACGGGCGAGCGGCCGUACAAGUGCCUGGACUGUGGGAAGAACUUCACCCAGAAGUCGCACCUCAUCGUGCACCACCAGAUCUACACAGGUAAGAGGCCCUACCAGUGCAGCAGCUGCCAGAAGAGCUUCGUGGACAAGUCGCAGCUGGUGGCCCAUCACCGGAUCCACACAGGCAACCUUCCCUUCAAGUGUAGGGUGUGCAGCCGUGGCUUCCGCCAGAAGAUCACCCUUGUAAAGCACCAGCGGGUCCACACGGGGGAGAAGAUCUUUCACUGUGGCACCUGCGGGAAGGAGUUCAAGAAGAAGUCAGUGCUGGUGACCCACCAGAGGAUUCACACCGGGGAGGAGCCCCACCCCUGCCCCUUGUGCGGGUGGUGUUUCCAGCAGAAGAUCCACCUCAUCCGGCAUCAGCAGACCCAUGAGCGGUCCGAUGCCCACAUCUGCGAAGCCUGUGGGGACCACUUUGGCAGCAAGAGGGAGAUGCUGCAGCACCACCAGGGCCACCACCCCCAGCAGGCCCCCCACACCUGCACCACCUGUGGAAAGCACUUCAGUGAGAAGAUCGGCCUCACGGCCCACCGCCAUGUCCAUGCGUGGGAGAAGGAGACCCCCAGUGCCGCAGGGGGCGGGCAGCCCCCCACCGCCCUUGGUGGUACCCACGCCUACACGCAGUGUGGGAAGACGUUCACCAAGAAGGGCAACCUGGCCAACCACCAGCAGGCUCAUGCCAAGGGCUGGGGUCACUAUUGCGGGGCUUGUGGCAAGGGCUUCGCCAAGAGGGGGGAGCUGACCAAGCAUGAGCAGACCCACACCGGGGAGAAGCCCUAUGGGUGCAGACAGUGUGGCAAGUGCUUUGCCCAGCGCACCCAGCUGGUCACCCACCAGCGCGUCCACACCGGCGAGCGGCCCUACCCCUGCGGUGACUGUGGCAAGUGCCUCGGCAAAAAGGACAAGGGAGGCAGCGAAGACAUUAGUGCCACCACCAACGCCAAUGCUGACACUGAUGCCAAUAGCAAUGCCAAUGCCAAUGCCAACACCAAUGCCAGUGUCAAGACCAGCACCAACACCAAUGCCAAUGUCAAUGCCAAUGCCAAGAAGGCCCAGCUGGCAGUCCACCACCGUAUCCACACUGGGGAGCGCCCCUUCCUCUGCACCGACUGCCCCAAAGCCUUCAUAGACAAGUCCCAUCUCGUCGUCCACCGCUGCACCCACACUGGCGAGUGCCCCUUCCCCUGUGCUGCCUGCAGCCGAGCCUUCACCCAGAAGGUUGCCCUCACCACCCACCAGCAGGUCCACACACGGGAGCACCAGCCACCGCCAGCCCCAGUUCCCCUCGGACUCCAGGGUGAGGAGUGGCCCUUCACCUGUGCCGUCUGCGGGAGAGGUUUCCACAAGGAGAUCACCCUCAUCACGCACCGGCGGGUCCACACCAAGUAUGAGCUCAACUGCUGCAGCAAGUGUGGGCAGGUCUUCCCCAACAGGGCCCAGCUCUGGCUCCAUCAGCCCUCCCAUGCUGAGGACUGGCCAUUCAAGUGUGCCACGUGCAGGAAGGACUUCAAGAAGAAGGAGAUCUUGAUUACCCACCAGCGGGUCCACACGGGAGAGGCACCCUUCCAGUGCGCCCAGUGCAGCAAAAGCUUCUCACAGAAGGCCAACCUCAUGAAGCACCAGCUCGCUCACACCUGCCGGGGCCCGUUUAUCUGCUCCGGCUGUGGGCAAAGCUACACCACCAUUGGACAUUUCAAGAGGCACCAGAGGAACCACCUUAAGAAGCAAAGCCCUCCUGGUGAGGGAGAGGAGCCCCCUGAGGACCUGGCGACCGGCCAUGUGCCACUGGAGCCAGUGGGUGGCCACAGCAGCCUCAUCAUCAUGGUGAAGACAGAGGCUGAUUCUGAUGACUAUGAGGUCCUACAGGUCCCAUGA
This is a messenger RNA of Fulmarus glacialis (Northern fulmar), 2145 nucleotides long. RefSeq names its product zinc finger protein 585B-like. The record is from RefSeq and is a predicted model, not a curated record. The transcript has 6 exons. The coding region runs from base 1 to 2145 and encodes 714 amino acids. NCBI's taxonomy places the organism in Eukaryota, Metazoa, Chordata, Aves, Procellariiformes, Procellariidae.